AGCUUAUCUCUCCCCGCAUCCAAAUUCAAGGACCGCAUCACGCCAUUGACAUUUGGUCGCGACGCAAGCGAUCCACCCGCUAAAACCUAGCUAGGAAUUCAGACAAAUGUCACGCGUCGAUUGCGUUUAAUUCAAGAUGGCGACAGAAGGGGAAUACGAGUCAAUUUUAAUCGUGAAACCAGAUGUCAACGUUUAUCGCAUUCCACCGCGGGCUUCCAACCGCGGCCAUCGGGCAGCGGACUGGAAGCUGGACACCCCCGACUGGAGCGGGCGCUUGAGGAUCACGGCCAAAGGGAAGGUGGCAUUCAUCAAGCUGGAAGACAAAGUCUCAGGUGAGCUGUUUGCACAGGCGCCAAUCAACGAGUUUCCAAGCAUCUCCGUGGAAACCGUCAGUGACUCAAGCCGCUACUUUGUGCUGAGAAUACAAGAUGACAAUGGGAUUGAUGCGUCUGUUUCAGGUCGCAGUGCAUUCAUCGGGGUUGGCUUUGGGGACAGGGGAGACGCGUUUGACUUCAACGUGGCUCUGCAGGACCAUUUCAAGUGGGUGAAGACAGAGGAUGAGAUCAGUAAAAAUGCUCAGACUGCAGACACGACACCCAAACUGGACCUGGGUUUCAAGGAGGGACAGACCAUCACUCUCAAUAUCGGGCAAGGGAAGAAAAGGGAUAAACCCCGCCCACAGAGUGCAGGAGGCUUUGGACUCCUCCCACCGCCUCCAGGAGGAAAGAUAGCCCCGCCCCCAUCCUCCAAUCACAACACUUCACCACCCUCAGGAGGAACAGAGAGCGAUUAUUUGUUGGACUUGGAUACCAGUAAUUCUAACACUGUGGUCCAGUCGAAUCCCAGCUCCGCUGAUGUUUGGGGGGACUUCUCCACCCCUGCGAGCGCUGUCCCUCAGACGCCUCCUGAAUCUGAUGGCUCCACCAGCUGGGUUCAGUUUUGAGUCAUCCUCCCUGAUGCUCCACCCUCGUCUGUUCAUCUCUCCUCUCUUACUGAAUUUCGCCUGUUGAAGACCCCACAGAAGACCGCCCACCCCCGGCCUCCCUACCUUAAAAAUCACCCCACAACCAUGGGAACCCCACCCCCUCUCCCAGCAGUCCUGUGAAUCCUCAACCCUUUACAGCAAACCCUCAUUAGUAAGAGAGAACUAGCCCUAGUGAACUUCCCACCUAGCCAAGCCCCUAUGCUAUGCCAUUUUUCUCCCCAAACAGGAACAGAACCCCUAUAUUUACUGUAAUUAAGAGUUACCUCUGAGAAAGAGAUAUUCUAAUAAUAUAUAGUGUAAUAUUAUUAAUUGUCUGUUAAAGGGCAAGGGCAUAAUGUAUAUAUCUACACAUAUAUAUAUAUAUAUAUAUAUAUACAUAUAUAUAUAUAUGUAUAUAUAUAUAUAUAUAUAUAUAUACACACACACCAAACAUACAUUUGUUGUGAAUUAAGAUGAAAGAGCUCAAAGCACAAGUGUAUAUGGUACUUUGUUGCUCAUUUAGAUUUCAUGUUUUCUGUGACCAUUUCUGCAAAUGAAUUUACACGAGGGAGACCCCUAGUGGUUGGACAUGUUGACUCUUCAGUAUCCUUGAAGUGUUUCCACAGUGAUGUCACAAUACCUGUUGACAUUUAGUGGGUUUCUUUCAAAUAGAAUAUCAUUAUCCAGUUUGUAAGGAAUGGCAUGAGAAAUCACAGGGGAAUCACAAGUCUGAAAAUUACAAGUAGGGUAUUGUGAAGAUAGACCUAUAAAAUAUUGUUAAUGUAUUAUAUAAGAAAAAAAAAACAUAUUGCUGCUAUCCUGGGAUUUCUUUGAAGGUGGUGUCUGUAGAGAAUACACAUGUACACCGGAUAAGAAAAUGUAUGUGUAGUGGAAUGGGACUAGCUAAAAUCAGUGCAAUACUGAGGACCGAGGUUUAUCUUUCUGUGUUUUUGAGUAUGUACUCAGUGUGGAAGAUAAGCAAUCACACUGAACAUGCAGGCUACUCGCAAACACACAACUAAAAGAGGGAUCUGCAGUACAUUUCACAUUUAUAAGAGGAUUCAAGAUGCAAAAUUUUGGGCAGGCAGGAUGUCUUUUGUGUGUUUGUGUCCAUCAACCAUAGAGUGGCAGAACGGGUCUCAGCACCGAGCCUCGUCUCCGCUUGCGCUGUCUUCUUCAUCCACAGUUGAGACCAUACUCAUGGAAAUAAAGACUCAUAUGUGAAACCCUG
Messenger RNA from Clupea harengus (Atlantic herring), 2195 nucleotides. It is a transcript of the gene necap1, whose product is annotated as NECAP endocytosis associated 1. Gene Ontology annotation, cellular component: clathrin vesicle coat; membrane. The record is from RefSeq and is a predicted model, not a curated record. Gene Ontology annotation, biological process: endocytosis. Lineage: Eukaryota; Metazoa; Chordata; Actinopteri; Clupeiformes; Clupeidae.